Molecule: messenger RNA, 1305 nt
Organism: Lucilia sericata (common green bottle fly)
Lineage: Eukaryota; Metazoa; Arthropoda; Insecta; Diptera; Calliphoridae
Exons: 2
Coding region: 249-1142 (297 amino acids)
Source: RefSeq, a predicted model, not a curated record
UUUAAUAUCGAUAUCAGCCAAAAAGAGCUGAUUAAAAUCAUCGAACAACUCACCACAAACCAUUUUUCUUACCAACAAACAGCGUCCACAAUAAACCUUUUGAAUGUCUAAACUUUUCAAAAAGAAUACGAGUAUUAAGUGAAAGGAUUAAUAAGAUUUCUUUUUGAAAAAAGAUCUGUUAUAAGAUCUUCUAGUGUAAAAAAAUAUUUCAUAAAACCCAUAAAAACGGAUUAAGUGUUCAAAAUAAAAUGUCAAGUGAAAAACAGUUAAAAUGUUUAAUAUUUACAAUCUGUAUUAUGGGGACAAUUCUACCAGUCACUCUGGCGCACAGAAGAACCCACAGGAGUACAUCAGCAGCAUCGUCAACGCCUUCCGGGUCCUCAGCGAGAGCUAGCAAUACAGCAUCUUCACAAACGUCCUCCUCUUGGUUAGGACCGGAAUUUCAAAUAAUACGACGUGUUUAUGACGACUGUCAUGCUAAAAAUGACUUCAUGAGCUGCUUAAAACACAAAGCACUCACGGGGCUAAGCAGGGCCAUCGAACUGGACUCCAUAAAAAUUGUAGAUGGUGUGGUAUUGGAGAAGCAAAAUCAUACAGAGGAAGAAAGCAUCAUAAGUGCAUUAACCGAUGCCAGAGCUUUCAAUAGUUUGGCUCCACUCGAUCGUGCCCUUCUAUCAAAAAUCGAUAAAUUAGUGCGUACUCAUUCCUUAAAGGUGGACAUGAGCACAGCUCGUUUUGGUGGUGAAGGUGGUGGCGGCGGUGGUGGUCAUGGUGGCGAUGAGAGUCAUCAUGAGAAAAAGAAGAAAAGUAAAGAAGGUGGUGGUCAUGUCAAAUAUAUUAUUGCAGCACUUCUGACAGCUAUGGGCAUUGCCGGUCCUAUAGGUCUCAAGGCUUUGGCCGCCAUUGCCGGCAAGGCUUUAGUUAUAAGUAAAGUUGCUCUAACUAUAGCCGGUAUUAUCGCAUUGAAGAAACUCUUCUCUCAGGAUCAUCAUGAGGAAACUAGUUUUCAGGUUCAUGCCGGUGAACAUAAUAGACGCAAUACUUAUGUCAUACGUCCAGUGCCUAAAACCGGCGGCAUACCAGCAGCUGCUGGCGAAACUCCUGUUGUAGAUCCCUACCGUUAUUAUUAUGAGUAUCAUUGAAUUGUUGUCAUGGACCCGGCGUAUCCAAGUCAUUUAGUUUUAAGUUGUAACGUAUUUAUAGAAAUCAAAAUAUUCAGACAGCUAAUAUACCAAAGAUUCAAUUCCAAUAAAUUGUAUGAAGUUUGUAGGCAAAUAAUUGUACCUAUUUUAAAUAAACGAUUAA